GUUGCUCUUAUAACAUGGGCGGCAUUCGUAACUGCAUCUUCGGAACAUAACACCGCAAAUUCGAAUAAUGAAAAGGCUGUCGAUUACACGGAUUUGCCGGGGAAGCAGAUAGUGCAGCCAUACGUAACGGACGUAGAAGCUACGAGUUCUGAGCAGACAGGCACCGAAGAUCAUUCUGACGAUUUCGCGAAUACCGGAUUAAGUAGAUCAGCAGUUCACGCCAGCGAGGAGAGAGGAUCGAAUGAUGUUUCCACGACCGAUUCCUCCUCGUCAGGAUCGAUUUAUGCGACGCCGCUCUCCGAGACAAGUAUCCGUUUAGAGUCAACCGACAAGUAUCCAUUUGGAGAGUAUCCAAGUGAUCCAAGUCACGAGUCGGGGUACACCGAGGAUGCGCUCCUUGUCGAAAAUGCCGGCAAUUUCGGAGAAAAAGUCCAGGAUCAGCCGCGUGACGGAACAAUUGUCAGGACUGUCAUUCGGAUCAGCGAGGGCCAAAAGGACGACGAGCACGCGAGUUUUUCGAAGCCUUACAUCAACACUGUAUCGCCUCUCGAAAAUGAAGACACCCGUAAAAGGCCAUACGCGUCGGCUACUCAGAAACCAUUUGUGCUCGCAGUAAAGGAGGAAAGUAAUUUGGCAGAUGAUUCGUUUUCUGACGACAUUAAGUUGAAUUCUAAAACGUCCGCGGAGAAUUCUGAUGAAGUUUUCAGCAAAAUCACAACGGAAAGCUCGCCGUCGAGCAAUAUCGCUUCAAUCCUCGAGAACGACGUCGUGCCUGAAAUUCUUCCAACGCCACUAGCGAGAUUAUCUCGAGCGCGUAAUGAUACCGCGGACGAAAAAACCAUAGAGAAAUCUAUGGAGUCUGCAAAAAAAUCGGAAACCGUUGUAAGAACGUCGACGACCGUGGAGAUCAUUCCUUCGUUUCAAGCGAGAUUUUCAGGCCCGAUCGUCGUGGCCGACUUACCUGAUAGAGAAACACGGGAGAUGAUUGCUGAUUAUAUGGACGAUGCAUCCGAAACCUAUAGACAAGUCGAGAACGCCGAGAUUAUGUCGGAGACCAACGCCGAAGGCUUCAAAACGGCGGCUUCCGCCAGCAUAACGUCCUCGGCCAUGCUGAACCCUCUGCAAGUCGGGAUCACAUUGGUGAACGCCAACCAAGCAGAUUUAACAAAUAACAAUGAACAAUCUGCCAUGAUGAACAUCGAGGAAUAUCCCCAAGAUGAUCCCCAACAAGAUUUACAACGUCUAGCAACUGUGGAUGAGGAUUUUGUCAGGGACAAUGGGAACCAAUCGUUUAUCGAUUACCAGGACGAGAGUUUUGAACGCGACGAGGUCGAGAAGCGUGCUGAAGUUGACAUACAAAAAGUUCCCAACGACUCCGUCGAGAUUCAAAAGUCCGUCGAGAUCUACCAUACCGCGCCGGUGCACGAGAUUCAUUAUCCCCCGGAAUACAUUCAACAGACUACGAACCUCGGUGUCAUCGAAACGAACAAUAUUGGGAGUUCGCAGAGAUCGGAGCAGCCGUACGAUCAGAUCGAGCAAUCAGAAGUGCGAUCGACUUACGAUAGUUAUCAAGGUAAUGACCAGGGCGAAAAGAGCGUCGUUAAGGCGCACGCGUCCACGUUCCCGCAGAAGCUUAACCAGUACGAAUACAAUGCCCUCGAAAAUGACGUUGGCAAACCGACGGCUUCGGCCGUGGGCGCCGAAUAUUCAUCGAGUACUCACGAGCAAACAUCCCUCGAGUUGCAGCCAACGUUCAAAUACAACAGCAUGCAGUCUGUCGGUCCCGUUCUGUUCGGCCCAAAUCAAUUUGAUGACACGUUAUACGAUCAAUCUAAUAUACGACAUAAUUUUAACGGCAACGAUAACGGCAUACCGCCACGCGUAAAACCCGUUGGAACGGCCACUAGGCAAGAAACAGCGAGCGAGCUCGUAAAAUCGUACGUACCGAGUACGUAUCAGUACUCGCAAUUGCAGCAGCCGCAAUCAAAUCAACCGUACGAUCAUCAGCACUCAUUUCGAUCGCCGGAGAUAAGGCGACCGGAGGUCCCGCAUCUUCUUCUCAGGAUAAUUCCCGAAGGAUCACCCGCGAACGGUGGUUUCCUGGUGCCGAUCCCGCGGCCUUAUCCGAUCGAGAAGAUCAUCGAGAAGACCGUUCACGCGCCGCAUCCGAUCGAGAUCGAGAAGAAGAUUCCGGUGGAGCGACUGGUCGAGAAGAAGGUACAGAUGCAAGUGCCGGUACCGGUACCGGUACCGGUACCUUUGCCGCAGUCGUAUCCCGUGCACGUGCAGGUGCCGCUCAACCGUGUGGUGGAAAGGCCACAUAUCUAUCCGCUCCACAUCGAACGGGUGGUCGAGAAAAGGGUGCCAUAUACGGUUCAGCGAUUAGUAGUGCAGCCGCUGCCUCCUCCUUCGUACCCGGUGCACGUGAGACUGCCAGCGGCCAGCUACCCGGCAUACUCGGCGGCACCAAUCGACCAGCAGCCGGCGCACGCAACGGUGCCGAUAGAAAAAGCCACGGAGAAACCGAUGACUUCCUCGCGGCCCUCUCGACCGUACCGCGCGAACGCGGACAGGCCGACCGACGGCAGCGGCCCGAUCGAGACCAGAUUUACGAAAUAUUACCCGAAGCCGCAGGAAGCGGUCUUUGCCGGCGAGAACGCGAAUCUCCACGGUGCUGCCGGCGGCCUGACGUUCGGGUCGCAGCCGUUACAAAACGUGUCGCAGUUUUACAGCAUUCCCUACGGCAAACCGUCGGCGUACGACUACAAUAUCGACGUCGGCAAGAAUUUCGUUCCCACGGCACACUUCUCCAACAUCAAACUGGUGAUACUGCCGAAGAAGUUUGGCAGUCACGUGAUCCUGCGACCGCACUCGUCCGCGACGUCGUACGCGGUACCGUCCUUCGGACGGCAGUUCCUGUACAAUCUAGUGGAGAAGGAUAAGCAGGCGGUCAAGGAUGAGUACGUGGGUCCUGCGCCGCCGCGCAAAACCUCGCAGAGCAAGGUGUUCUCGCAAAUAAAGUCGCCGCAAUUCUCCACGAGCUCUCAAUCGUUAGCUCUGAGGAAGUCCAGGCAGCCGGAAACGCAGCACCAUCACGGAAGUUUCAGGCAAUCAAAAAUGGAGUACGGCUUCAAGCCGCCUAUGGUACCGUCCAUUCAGUACGACGAAAAUACCGCCAGUAAAGUAGAGAAUUAAUGUAACAGCCUAUGCUAGCAAUAGUAACGUUAAACAAGCGUCUAAAGUGCGCCAUAAAAAAUGUCUAAGAGACUUUUCAAUCUUUCAAACGUUUCUCGCAGCACAUUUUAUACGGUUCUUGCACUCUUGCGCUAUUUGAAUAUUUCAAAAUGAUACAUGCGACUGAUCUAUUGAAAAAUAGAUAUUAAUGUAUGGAUAGAAAAAAGCCAACUUACA
Temnothorax curvispinosus is the source of this 3411-nucleotide messenger RNA. RefSeq lists its product as uncharacterized. NCBI's taxonomy places the organism in Eukaryota, Metazoa, Arthropoda, Insecta, Hymenoptera, Formicidae. The record is from RefSeq and is a predicted model, not a curated record. The transcript is spliced from 3 exons. The annotation marks the transcript as partial.